CAUUCUUCUUCACUAAGAAUUACAUCACUUUCACACCACGCCAACACCUCACUCCAUACAAACUCUUCUAAGCUCUUUCUCGAGUCUCGACCACCAACAUUUAUACUUGAACAAUGGGGGAAGAAACUAGACCGGUGAACCCUAUCUAUACAAAGCCAAAAGCUCCGGCGACUCUCGGUUCGUCCUUAGUGCCGAUCAUCAAUAAACUCCAGGAAAUCAUUGCUCCACUCGGGAAUAAUUUGUUGGAUAUUUCUCUGCCUUUGGUCGCGGUUAUAGGGAGCCAGAGCAGCGGCAAGUCUAGCGUGCUGGAGGCGCUCGUCGGCCGGGAUUUUCUUCCUCGCGGCUGCGGUAUAUGUACUCGGAGACCGCUUCUACUGGUGCUGGAGAAUCAGCCGGCGAAUUCCGCCGAUGAUGGAGCAGAGUGGGGCGAGUUUCGUCAUUUGCCUGGAAGCCGCUUCCAUGAUUUUUCCAAGAUUCGCCGCGAAAUUCAGGCUGAGACUGACAGAGAAGCAGGGUUGAACAAAGGGGUUUCAGAUAAACACAUUUUCUUAAAGAUUUCCUCUCCAAAUGUACUUAAUAUGAUGCUUGUUGAUUUACCCGGCAUCACUAAAGUCCCUGUUGGAGAUCAACCAAGGGAUAUAGAAGCAAAGGUUAGGAAAAUGAUAAUGGCCCAAAUUAGGCAAGAAAAGUGUAUUAUACUGGCUGUUAGUCCUGCAAAUUCUGAUCUGGCUAACUCGGAUGCACUUCAAAUGGCUAGAGAAGCUGAUCCAACUGGUUCUCGAACAAUUGGUGUAAUCACAAAGCUUGAUAUAAUGGAUCGAGGAACUGAUGCCCGCAACUUUUUGCUUGGGAAAGUUGUUCCACUACGCCUUGGUUAUAUUGGUGUUGUUAAUCGAAGCCAAGAGGACAUUAAUAAAAAACAUAGCAUUGCUGAUGCUCUUUCUCAUGAAGAGAAAUUCUUUCGUGAUCGUCCUGUAUAUAGUGGUCUGUCUAGUUGUUGUGGCAUUCAUCAGCUGUCAAGGAAGCUAAAUCAGAUUUUGGAACAACAUAUCAGAAUGGCUCUCCCAAGUUUGAAAUCUGAGCUGAACUCAAAAAUGACUGCUAUUGUUAAAGAACUUCAGACCUAUGGAUACCUUGUAGAGGCUAAUAUGGAAAAAGGAGUAAUUUUGUUGAACAUUUUGUCAAAAUAUUGUGAAGAUUUUUCUGCUUUGGUGGAUGGGUGUAGUCAGGAGAUUUCAACUAAAGAAUUGUCAGGUGGAGCCAGGAUCAAUUAUAUAAUUCAGUCAAUUUUUAUAAAGAAACUGGAGGAAGUUGACCCUUGUGAAGGUCUAACUGAUAAUGAUAUCCAGAUAGCUAUUCAAAAUGCUGCUGGUGCUAGGAAUGCAUUAAUAAUUGUUCCAGAGGCCCCAUUUGAAGUUUUGGUUAGAACACAAAUUGCUCGGUUGUUGGACCCUAGUCUUCAGUGUGUCCGAUAUGUUUAUGAUGAACUGAUGAAGAUUAGUCAUGCUUGUGAAGUAAAUGACUUGCAAAGGUUUCCAACUUUGAGAAGGCGCAUGGAUGAAAUUAUGGUGAAGUUUUUACGUGAUGGUGUAAAGCCUGCUGAGAAAAUGAUAGGAGAUCUUAUAGAGAUGGAGAUGGAUUGCAUCAAUUAUUCGCAUCCAAAUUUCCUCAAUGGCGGCAAGGCUGUUAAGCUUGCUUUGGAGCAAUUGAGAUCACAACAGAGAAGUCAGCCUUCAGUGAACAAUGAGAAACCUACAGCAUCUGGAGAGAACACAUCAACAAGUAGUUGGAGGAUGCCAAUACCAUCAAUGUUCGGGGCCAGGGGAUCGUCUGAAGGAAAACCAGCUAGCAGCACAACUGUACAUGAGCCCGAUGGUUCUAAUCAGAUGCCUUGUACCAUCCAAUUGAAAGAGCCCCCAUCCAUAUUAAAGCCACCCGGCGCUACAGAUAAUGAAACAAUUGAGAUUUUUGUAACAAAAUCACUCAUUCGAUCUUACUAUGACAUUGUCAGAAAGAAUAUUCAAGAUCUAGUGCCAAAAGCUAUAAUGCAUUUUCUGGUGAACCACACGAAACGGAAACUUCAGAGUGCCUUUACACAAAAACUUUACAGAGGGGACCUAUUUGAAGAGCUAUUGCUGGAGGACGAUGAGGUUGUCUUGAAAAGGAAACGUAAUCAAGAAUUGUUUCAGGUUUUACAAGAAGCCAUUGAGAUGCUUGAUGAAGUUGAAUCUGAUGUCUCAACUGGAAGCUCAUAUUCAAGCUUUUGCACCGAUGCAAGUUCAACUAAGGCCUCGUAAGUGUUUCAGGGAUUACAUAUUUCUACCAACUUGAGGAUUAUUUCGAAUCUUCAGAAACUUUUUAAAUUACUUGACCGAAAAAUCAACGUUAAAUUUGUAUUGCUAAUUUAGUAUAAAUAUAAGAUAAUGCAAAAACUUUGAUGCUAUGUAACUGUAACAGAUAUAUGUAUUAAUGUUGAGUUGAGUUUUACAUUGUA
Molecule: messenger RNA, 2494 nt
Organism: Humulus lupulus (European hop)
Lineage: Eukaryota; Viridiplantae; Streptophyta; Magnoliopsida; Rosales; Cannabaceae
Product: dynamin-related protein 3A-like
Exons: 19
Coding region: 114-2297 (727 amino acids)
Cellular component (GO): microtubule; membrane; cytoplasm
Molecular function (GO): GTPase activity; microtubule binding; GTP binding
Source: RefSeq, a predicted model, not a curated record